This is a messenger RNA of Catharus ustulatus (Swainson's thrush), 3821 nucleotides long. It is a transcript of the gene PPP1R3D, whose product is annotated as protein phosphatase 1 regulatory subunit 3D. Gene Ontology annotation, molecular function: glycogen binding; protein phosphatase 1 binding. The coding region runs from base 296 to 1207 and encodes 303 amino acids. The transcript has a single exon. NCBI's taxonomy places the organism in Eukaryota, Metazoa, Chordata, Aves, Passeriformes, Turdidae. Gene Ontology annotation, biological process: regulation of glycogen biosynthetic process. Gene Ontology annotation, cellular component: protein phosphatase type 1 complex. The record is from RefSeq and is a predicted model, not a curated record.
AUCAGCGGUGAUAGCCUGGAGUCCCUUUCCAGCCUGGGGGACGCCAGCCAGCACAGCGAUCUCGAGUUCAUCGGGCAGUGAGUCCCGGCUUCCCGCACAACGCCCUCCUGCUGGCUCUCUGCCCGCUGCCGAGAGAGCUGCCGGCUUCUGCCCUUCGUUCCGGGUGAUCCUUGCUGCAUCCAGUGCAAUAACCUCAGUCCUUACUGUGGCUGCCAUUCCCAAAUUAAGUGCUUCAGAGCGGCGGUGCUCAUUGCUACCUGCAGUGUUAACGCUGAUUUUCUGUCUCCAGUUCAGGAUGGAAGUGCGUGCUCCUCGGAGGAAUCCCAGCUACCUCUCAGACCUCUAUGAGAACAUGUUGAAGGCCGAAGGAGCAGUGCGACGAGGACAGCAGCAGCCCCCAGCAGUCCAUACAAGUAGCAACAAGACUUUCCAGAGCAGUGCCCCAGCCAAGGAGAGCCCCCAGCCAAAUAACCAUGCGAGCAGCUGUGACCCAGCCCUGCGGCCCAUCAUCCGCCGCCGGGCGAGGUCCCUGCCCACAUCACCCGAGAGGAGGAUGAGAGCAGCAGUGCAGUGUCAGGAGCCCGGCUGCCAGAGCCGCAUGAACCGGGUCAGGUUUGCUGAUGCUUUAGGCUUGGAGCUGACUCAAGUGAAAGUUUUCCAGACUGGGGAGGACCCAUCCAUCCCUUUGCAUGUCCUUUCCAGGCUCUCCAUAAACUCAGACCUCUGGUACAGCAACUUGAACUUGGAGUUUACUAUGCAGUGCUUGGUCCCUGACUUCCAGCAGCCUGCAGACUGUCUGGAUUUCUCAUCCCGACUCCAGGAGCAGCAGGUGUGUCUGGAACGGGUGACCAGCUCAGAUCUGGGGCUCAGUGGCACCAUCCAGGUUCGGAACAUUGCUUUUGAGAAGCAGGUGUCCGUGCGUUACACCUUCAACCAGUGGGAAAGCAUCCAUGAGGUGUGUGCUCGUUGGCACUGCAGCAUCCCAGCCAAAAACGAGCAGGAGCAGGUUGAUGUGUUCACUUUCUUUCUUCCUGUGCCUCCUUUCCUCCUUCAGCUGAGCACUCUUGUCCAGUUUGCAGCAAGGUACCAAGUCAACGGCCAGGAGUACUGGGAUAACAACAGAGGCAAGAACUACACCCUGCGCUGCCGGACUCACCCCCUGAAGCUGCCGAGGGAAUGUGAGGAGAGCUGGAUCCAUUUCAUCUGAACAAAGCAGUGGUGCUGAGCAGCGUGUCAGAGGUGGCCCUCUGUCCCUUGGCAUGGCCCUCUACUCCUAUGGCAACAGGCUUCUUUUUGAAACCUGCCAAACCUGGCCGAGUGUCCCAGGGCUGGGACAAACCUGUAUCAACUGCUCUAAACCCUGGGAAAGUUAAAAUGGCCAAAAUGUGUAGUGAGAUACAAUCCUAGAAAGGCCAUGUGGGUUUUUUGAGUACAUGAGUCAUUGCAGAAUGGUUCCCAGGAAUGCUGUGAGGCUAGCAGAGAGCAGAACAACACAUUUCUUGUUGCUAGUGAUACUCUUGGCUGCAUAGAAUCUUUCUAACUGAUCUCUCUUACCUUUUUCUACUGUUUGUUUUCUAAGUACACAGUGUGGCUUUACUGAUCUUGUUUCUAAUUUUGUUUAUAUUACUUCACCAAGUCAGGGUGCUAUUCCAUUUAUGCAUAAUUUGGAUGACAGACACUCUAGGGAGUACUUGUAUUUAUAUACAUAUGUUAUUAAGGGUGUAACCACAUUAAAUAUUUCCUUUAAUAUCUGAGUUGGAAAUUAAAUGCUGCUAGGAGCAAAACUUACAUGAAAAUGUGCCAUCUGCCCCUCUGUUUCCUUUGGGAAAUAAACAAAAGGUGCCUUUUAUCUCAUCCUUGCAGCAGGAGUGAGUGUUACCAAAGUGUGUGUAAGGCAGAAAUUCUCACCUUUGUCAAGUGAUGCCCAAAUAGGUUUUUCUCAAAGGUGAUGGUCCAGAAAUUGUCUUUUUCUGGUGCACCUGCUUUUACUAAGGGAAACAAGACCAAUUUUGGACUUGGGUUGCAAAUGAAGGUCUCAAAGCACUGUAUGAAUGCUCAUGAUUUCAUCACUGUUACUAGUAAAAUUAGAUCAAGAAAUGGAUAUGAUAUAAAGAUAAGGAAAAGAAAUAGUACAGGAAGUGGGGUACAGAGGCUUGGAAUAGCAUUCCAGAGCCCUGAAUCAUUGCUGCUCCCCAGUGUUCCAGAGCUGCUGCGGAAGUGGCUUUGCCUUCUUUAUUUAGCUGCUUGCCAUUGUAAAACAGUUGAACUCCCAAGACUGCAGCCUUUGCAACACAAGCAGGAACUUGAAAGCACUUAAUUUGGUAAACUGCUGCUUACACAGACCCAUAAAUGCAAUCCCUUCUGCUGCAGGGAGAGCACAGGAACACUGUUAGACCAUCUCCCUGUGCUUCUUGCUCUAUUAUUUUCAUUCUGUGGUUUUAGUGUGGUUUAAGAUUUGCAACAGGCUUAAAUUUAUUAAGUAAAAGCUUGCCCAUAAUUGUUCCCAUACAUAAUCAUUACUGCAUGGAAAGUUUAGCUUUAUAUGUGUAGCAUAGACUUUCAGAGCUGGCUGGCUGGAGAUAUUAAAGAGCUGUGUUUUAGGACUAUGCUGUGAAAAUCAGGCCACUUACUUGGGCAUCUUAUUUUGGAUUGGUGCUUAUUUAUCGAAAUCAAAAGUUGUUGGUAAAAAUUACAGUUGUAAGCAACCCCUGGCCAAUUAUAUAUAUUAGUCUGACAAGUCUAGUGAGUAUUUCUGGAAGUGCAGAAACCCCAAGAAAAUUUAUUUGGCAACUUAAUGCUGCUUCUUUGUCGUGAUACCCAUUUAGGAAAGCUGGGCUUUCAAGUGAGGAAACUGCCUCAUUCCAUUGGUCUUUGGCUUUCAGAGAACCAAAGUCAGGAAUGAGGACAGACUGUCAUGUGCUAGCAAAUGUCAGACCUCAGUGUUCCCUUGACCAGGUCAAAUUUUGUAAAGCUGAUGCUGUCAGGAGAAAGGUUCAUGCCAGAUAUAGCACAGUGUGAGAGGGGUGGAGAAAUGAAUGUCUCAGCAGUCUGAGUUGAUCUUCUAUUGUCUUCCUUCCACAGCCUCUCAGGGUAUUGGCAUGUGCAAGGUCUUGAAUACUAAACACUGAAGCAUGAUUCCAAGUUUCCUUUUGCUCUCUGUGCUGGUCUGCACUGCUGAAUAAGCUCAGUUCAGUUCCUGCCAGGGCAGUUCUCUGGCACUGCUGGCUCAGUGGAGCAGUGGAGCUCAGAGCCACGUCCGGGUUAAGCUGCUAAACCUUCACACCAGUACUGGCACCUGUCACAGCAGAGCUGAUAAUUGCACUUAGGUUUUCUUGCCACACUCAGUAAUGAACAUCAAAUGGCUUCUGGUUGACAAAAAUGGGAUUAAGCCAUUUAGUGCUAAGAUGCACGUGUUGUGAAGGUAAAUUUACACCACAUUUAUUUCUUCUCAGGACAACUUGACUGCUUGCACUGUGUUCAAAUUAAGCACUUCCCUUAUAAAGAGGAUUUUGUAAAAGGGAAUUCUUCACAAGGAUUAUCACCAUAUAAUGCACUUUUAAAAACAUGUAUUUAUUAUUGUAAUACAGUAAAUGAAUGUCUAGUAGUCCACAGUUUCAAGGUUCUUUCAAGCAUGUUUUUUUAAUGAAACAUGAAAUCCAUGUAAAUAAAAAGGGGUUGUACAUUACACAGUAUAUCAAUGAAGCACAUAUGCAAAAGGUUCAGCAGUUGUAAAAUUGCAAAGUGCUUAAUUAAUUUUAAAAAGCAAUAAUAAAACUAUGGCUAUUGUAAUACAGAAGAUUGAAAUAAAAGCUUUUUACAAU